GAGAGAGAGAGAGUUUAAGUUUGAAUGUGUUGAAAAAACACUAUGGAAAAGACGAGAAGAAUACAGCAGGAGGACUCCAGCAUUUGUUUGGUUGAUAAUGCAAAAGAGUUGGAGAAAUGUGUGCAAGAGCUGAGGAAUUUCAGCUCUCAACUCUACCAUGCUGCUGAUUACUGUGAAACAAGUUUCUUAAACACACAAGACAAGACAAUUGUGGUAGAGACAACAAAGGAGUACAUUUCCAGGGCUGUUGCCACAGUGGUUGAUCAUUUAGGCGGCAUCUCAGCUAAUCUUGAAUACUCUCUUCGUAAUAGCGAUUCAAUUCCUCAAACAGAACACAAAAUUGACAUGUUGAAAUUGAGAAUUGGUACAUGGCAGCAACAGUCACACAAACUUGCCCUGGAAAGAUUUUACCUGACUGCCGAUUUCUCCAGACACCACUGUCGCUAUAUAUUGCCGCCUUCAAAAGAUUCUGAGACGAAGAAUGUGGAAUCAAGGUGUACUAAAGACGAGGUUGAGGCGGAGAAUGAAAAAAGAAAUGAAUUCGAGACGGAGGAGCCACUAUUUUUGCACACCUAUAACUGCAAGCCAUCUUCGCAAGUUGAGAACUCAAAAAUGGAUAGGGUGAAAAACAAGGAAUUUUUACCUGCAGUGGUUCCGGUGCAUGAUCGCCUAGCGAUAUUGCCAAAAGCUGAGCAAUCCAGAUUCCAGUUUCAGGGAGCGCACAGGCAGAAACCCAACAUGAUCAGUUGGAAAGUGAUGCAGAACAAAGACAUCACAUCGCUUAUUCGGCGUCGCAAACAAAUUCUUACUUAAUUACAACUAUGGAACAUUAUAUCUAGGUUCUAGUUAGUUUGAGGUGGUGGAGUUUAACUGUAACCAUAGUUAGUUUCUGCUUUGAAAAGAUUAUGGUUCUCCUGGUGGAUUCUCUGGAGUUUGAUAGACUGGAUUAAUGACCCCAAAAAGACGGCAUUUGGGGAGAUGAAUCCUACUUUCGCCCGGGAUGAUUUUGAUCCUCUAUUUGAAUUCAUGUUUCUGGUGAUUUUUAUCGGAUUGGGAUGGGCGGAUCCUGUUAUGUAUAUAUUAUAUUUUUGUUUUAUAACAUAUUAAUUUUAUAUAACUUAUAAGAUCUUAUAAAAAAAAUUAGAAAAAAUAACUUUUUUUUAAAAAUUUAUAA
Messenger RNA from Sesamum indicum (sesame), 1174 nucleotides. Its product is annotated as putative protein ABIL1. Lineage: Eukaryota; Viridiplantae; Streptophyta; Magnoliopsida; Lamiales; Pedaliaceae. The record is from RefSeq and is a predicted model, not a curated record.